AGGUGGGCGCUGGGAGCGGGGCCGUGGGCGGCGGGCGGGCGGGCGGGCGCUUGGGCCCCGAGCGGUGCCACGUGGGUGAGUGCCGGGUGAGUGCCGGGCCGCUGCCCGUCCGACCGCCUUCUCCUCGCUCGGCGUCUCUUCCAGACGCGUGUCUGCCUCUUCGCUGUUCCCACGUGCCGCCCCCAUGGCAGCGAUCUACUCCGGGAUUUACCUGAAGCUGAAAAGCGCCAAGACUUCUUGGGAGGACAAACUCAAAAUAGCCCGGUUCGCGUGGAUUUCUCACCAGUGCGUCCUGCCUAAUAAGGAGCAAGUUUUACUCGAUUGGGUAAGCCAGGCAUUGGUUUCCAACUACAACAAGAAACAUGAACUAGAGGAUGAAGUUGUUGAAAAACUCUGGGCAUAUCUUGACAAUGUUAUCCAUAGUAAAAGACUACAGGAUCUCUUAAAGAGUGGGAAGACAGUUGGUCUCAGUUUUUCAAUUGCAGAGAUCAUAAACAAAAGGUUAUCAGAGGCCUAUUCUGAAAAAACACAGCAGAACAUUGGCACUGUGCUGAGCUGCUCCAAUGGCAUCCUUUCUACUCCUUCACUGUCCAUCAUUUACACAGCAAAGUGUGAGCUUUUGGUUGACCUCCUCAGCAAGCUGUCCAAGCUGGCAUGCCAGCAGCUGGCUUCUGACGAUGCUGUGGGCUCCCAGUUGUUCAGCGUCCUCCAUCUUACCUUUGCUCAGUACCUCCUGAUCCAGAGGCAGCAAACCAACCCAAACCGUGUGUUUGGGCGUGUGACAAGUCACUUGCUCCAGCCAUGUUUGCUCCUGAGGCACUUACUGACUGUGAGAAGCUGGACACAAGCAGAUGAUAACCAUGUGUGUCAGCACCUGAGCAGAGAAAUACGAAGCCAAAUAGAGACUUUGCUGCAUGCUGGGUUAUUUCAGCCUGAGCUUUUCUCAUCCUACAAAGAAGAGCUGCUGUCAGAGCAGGAAUCCCAGAAGAAGAAAGGAGCUUUGAAAACUCUUUUGCUACCAGUCAACACAGUGCAGACCAAGCUGGGCAGUGACUUGUGUGAGCCUGCCCUCCACGGAGCGGUUGUGGCUGGUUCGGUGUCUCUGCUAUAUAAGCUCUUUCUGGACUCGUACUGUAAGGCAGAAAACCACCUUAUGUGCUUCCACAUGCUCAGCAGGCUUUUUGGCUGUCUCAGGCUCUCUGACCUGCAGGAGGCAGGGAGGAGUGAUACGCUUUUCCCUGUGGACUGGAGCAUGGAGCUGCUUGCUUUGGAGCAGCUUCUGAACUUGGUGCUCAGCAAUGAUAUCUAUAAUGUCGCCAGUGACCGUAUCCGGCACAAGGAAGUGCAGUUUGGGUUUUACCGGAAGCUAGCACAGAUGCUGCUGACACACUCCCAAGCUUCCAUCCCUGCUUGGUUCAGGUGUCUCAAGCUCCUGAUGUCAUUAAACCACCUUAUCGUAGAGCCAGACCUGGAUGACUUGGUGUCGUCAGCUUGGAUUGAUGCCGAGGCCUGUGACCCACGUACAAAGAAGCCACAGGAGACUCUCAUCAGCACCAUAUUCCAGAUUUACUCCAAGCUGAGGCAGUUCCCACGGCUCUUUGAAGAGGUGCUGACGGUCAUUUGCCGGCCAGCUGUUGAUGAACUGAGGCCAUUCAUCUUCUCUGCUGGCCUGACAGCAAAGCUUCGUGAGUGCCUUCUUGAACUGCCACCCAACCAGAUUCUGGACAUUCUGUAUCUCUUUGUGGAGAAAUGCCAGACCCAUAUCAUUCCAGCUGUUGAAGGGUCAGUUGACAUGGCCUUGAAGCUGAUGUCAGUGUGCUCAGUGCUGCAUGCUUUUCUGUUCAACAUGAGGAGCCUAGAUGAUGUCACUCCUUCCCCUGUGGUGCUUCGCACUCAGCGUUUAAUGGCAGACAUACAGAAGGGAAUAACUCAGCCACUGAUGGAGCUGCUGCAAGCUCCUAGGAGAGAGGAAGAAAAGUCAGAGCUUUGGCUAAGAAAGACCAGUGAUGCUACCCUCCUGCUUGUUUACACUUGGGUUGAAGUAGACGCUCUGUUUGGUGUUAGCUGCAGUAAAUAUGUGUCUCCAAUAGCUGAAACAGCUGUUACUGAACCUGCUGCAAGGCACUGGGGCAUUUCAGCUUUUCUGCCUGGUGUGGAGGAGCAGUGUUGGAGGAGAGUUAUGGAACUUGCAAGUAGUUUUGCCUCCACUAGUAAGUACUGCUUAGAACUGCUCACACUUCAGAAAAUGAAGAUGAUGUUAAUGCAGACCAAAGCUGACCUACAGGCCUUGCAUCAGGCUGCAGCUUUCAUCCUGGAGUCUGGGAGGUCCACCAUGAGCAGAGGAGAAUCUGAACCGUGGGAUGGUGAUAUCAGCGUGAUAACAGAACUUAGCUACCCCACAGCACACUGGCACCUCGUCAUGUCCAACCUGACCAUCCUGUUGCCGUAUCUUUCUUUAAAAGAUGUAGAGUACAUUGCAAAUGUGCUUCUACAAACGUUGAUGGUGUCUGAAGCUCAGGAAGCUGCCACGGACCAGGAGCCUUCCAUCAGCAUUGUGAAGAUAUCUCUUGGUUUGAUCCACAGCUCUCUUCUACCAGAAAUGAGGGUCCUGCACUGUGCUUUUCUCACCCAUCUUAUUCAUCAGUUUGCUACAGUGCUGCCCACUUCUACCAGGGAUUCAGUAGAUCUGCCACUGCAGCAGCUGUCUGUGACUGGUAUUCCUUGGCAUGAAGAAAUCCUGGCUUCUUGCAAAACUCUUGAUCCAUUGGAAGUUCCAUCAGAAAACAAAGUGCAGAAGGAUGAGCUGAGCUUGUCUUGGAAAACACUGGAGAAAGUUGCCCAAUGUAUAGCAUUGUUAGCAAAAAAUGGCUGCCCUGUCAUCCUGAAAGAACGUCAGCUACAAAGAUGCCUGGGUUUGCUAGAAAUUGUUUCCCUCCUGAAAUUAGACAGUUUUCUUCCCUCUGAGUGUACUCGGUGUUUUCUGGUGCUGCUGUCUCUGCUAGUUAAUACCAGGGCUAAUGCCUCUUGCAGCAAAUUGUUACUGCUGAAGUUUUUAAGUACUUGCCUCCACCUCCUGAGAUGCCUGCAAGCUGGCAGGAACUCCAACUCUGUUCUUAAGGUGUUACAUGCCAGCGAUGUUCUUGAGGCUGUCAUGACCUCCCAGCUUACAGCUUGCAAGUUUUUCACUGAUGUCUUGACUGUUCCUGUUUGGGCACAGUAUGUCCAGGAGGUCCAAGAGUUUUUGGAAAACUUUCUUCAGAUGAUUAUUGAAAGAAGACAAAGUGUGAAGCUCAACUUGGAAAAGUUCAUGUCUUUCCUGGUGAGCUGUAGGCCAGACACAGGUGCAGCCAAAAGCAUAGACUGGAAAAAGUGGAAUCCUGCAGCUGAGCAAUUGCUGCUCACAGCAUUCACCACACUCUGUCAUGUCAUCACACUGCACCUCCAGCAGCUGCCAGAAAAGAAGCUGCAUUCUGUGGAUGUGAUGUGUGCUCUGUUGGAACCAGUGGUUCUGCAGAUGGUCAGAACAGUUGAACACGGUCUUCGGAGUAGCACCCCAAACCAGCCUUUGCCUGUGGCAUUCAUACCAUCUGUCACUACUCUCCUCAAAGCAGAUCUGAGCCAUCCUCUCAAGAAGGACUGGCAGAAGGAGCCCAGUGGGUGUUUGAAGCAGCCCCGUGUUAAACUGUACCAAGAGUUUUACUCUCAGAUACUGAAAGAGCUGCCCUGUGCAGGGAGUAAUCUGCAGUUCCUUCAGCUUGCAUUGCAGUUCCUGACUGUCUUCUGCUCCGUGCCAGAGCUGUAUCCUGAAAAAGAAACUGCAGUCAUGGUUGUUUUUGCUAUAAAAAAGCUUCUCUCUGGUCCUGCAAUUACAAUCCAGGUGAUCCGAAGUAUGGAGAUGGAGCUGACAGAGGUGCUUGUGCAGGUGCUGGGAAACUGCUCUGCUGAGGAGUUUUAUGCCAUAAUGAGGCUGGUGCUGCAGGGACUGGAAGUGAGGAAUAUUUGGCAGCAGAAGGCUAAAGAAGUAUUGUCAGCUGUUACGUUAACCAAAUUGUUGCUCAGCUGCCCAUUAAGUGGAGACAAAGGGAAAGCUUUCUGGUUUGCCAGCCCACAGAUAAUCACAGCUUUAGCUCUGCAAACCAAAGAGGCCUGUCAGGACCAGGCACUGAUUUCCAUCAUAGUUACACCUAUUCUAGAGACUGUAGCAGCUCUGCUAAGGCAGGGAGAAGGGAUUCUUGUGAAUCCACAUCACGUUUCAUUGGCAUUCAGCAUUCUUCUAACAGUCCCUCUGGAUCAUCUGAAGACAGAAGACUAUCAUGGUGUCUUCCUGGGGGUCCAUGAAGUGCUCUUCUCUAUUGUGCAGUGUCAUCCAAAGGUGCUGUUGAAAGCAGCACCAUCCUUUCUGAGCAGUUUCCAUCGUCUCGUUGUUUCUGUCAUGCAUGAAGGACGUCAGAAAGGAGACAGAGGCAACAUGGAUGAGUUUGAAAUGAUACUGAAAUGUGCACACUUGGUGGAACGGAUGUAUACUUAUAUUGCUGCAGAAAUGGAGGACUUCACUGUGUUUUCUGCCUUCAUUGUGGCUCACUAUGUCACUGAAUUGCAGAAGGUGACUUUGCAUCCAGCUGUGAAGACACAUCUCACAGAAGGAAUAUAUCACAUACUUGACCUUUGCAUUGAACGGGACAUCAAAUUCUUAAAUGCGUCGCUCCCAGCAGGCGUGAGGCAGGUCUUCAAGGAUCUGUAUAAUGAUUACAACCACUACCACAAAGCAAAGAAGCAGGGGGAGGAAAAGUACACUGCAUGAUGAAUCCUGCCUGGCGCUGCGUGAUCAGUUAUGAAUUGAUCUUGGAGUGCUCAGAAGAUGCUCAGUUGCUGUUUGGUUUGGGAUAACGAGUAAAAUUGAGCUUGAGGAGGGUCCUAAACAUGGAUUGCAUUUAUCCCUAUACAGCCAGCCUUCAUAACGGGGAAAAAGGGAACAGGGGAGGGAGGGUGUGCUGUGCUGUUGGUUCUGGUCCUGUGUUGUGCCACAAAUGGCAGAACUGCUGUUCCUCUGCUGGCCCCUGGUGAGCUCUCUGGGAGCCUUGGGGAGCUCACUGCAAUUUGGCAGCAGAUGUCAGGCUUCAGGCUUUGGCACAUCUUGGUGCUUUCCUGUGGAAGCAAUAGUCUGGUCUAAAAGCCAGCAAUGGAUAUAACCCCCGCUUUUGCUUACAUGGUAAGCAGAAUUAAAGCAGUUAAAAUGCUUAUUUUUGUACCCUGUUAUUUUACAUUUUGUAACUGAAGUACUUUGUCAAUGUUAUACAGCUUUACAUUAGGUUACUAUGCAAACCUGCAGAAGUAAAAGUAAAAAAUUUGGAAGAUUGUA
Passer montanus (Eurasian tree sparrow) is the source of this 5359-nucleotide messenger RNA. It is a transcript of the gene URB2, whose product is annotated as URB2 ribosome biogenesis homolog. Bases 185 to 4801 code for a protein of 1538 amino acids. The record is from RefSeq and is a predicted model, not a curated record. Gene Ontology annotation, cellular component: nucleolus. The transcript is spliced from 9 exons. Lineage: Eukaryota; Metazoa; Chordata; Aves; Passeriformes; Passeridae. Gene Ontology annotation, biological process: ribosome biogenesis.